AAUUCAUAUAACAAUUAAUUUUUUAAUUAUAUAUAAAACAAAGCUAUAAUAAAAAAAAUGUUUAUUCUUUCUAUUGUUUGUUCAAUUUUCUCUGCAGCUUUUGUUGUACUUUUAUCAAAUGUCACCUUAACAAUUUUAAAAACAUUACAACAAGCCAUAAUACCAUUUAUUAAAUCACAAAAUCUUCCAGUUUCAGAAUUAGUCCUUUCGUUCGUUAAUGAUUUAAUUUCAUUCAAAGAUUAUAACUUAUCCCACGUCUUAUUACUUUCAGUUGUAAUUUCGGUACUUGCUUUAAAAAGAGAACUUUGUGGUAGUUGCGGAACCCCUUCAAAUAGUGCCCAAUCAGGUAGUAGAAAAGUCAAAUAGACAACUUAAUUUUCAUUAUUUCUUUAAAAUAGUUAAAAAAAAAAAUUAAAUACACCAAAUGGUAUUAUUCAAAUAAAUUAAUAAAAAUUGGAAAUUAAAUAAAAAAAAAUAAAAAAUAUUAAUAUGAAGAGAU
Messenger RNA from Dictyostelium purpureum, 499 nucleotides. RefSeq lists its product as uncharacterized. Lineage: Eukaryota; Evosea; Eumycetozoa; Dictyosteliales; Dictyosteliaceae. The record is from RefSeq and is a predicted model, not a curated record. Bases 58 to 366 code for a protein of 102 amino acids. The transcript has 2 exons.